ACGUGUCCAAAGAAAAAUAUCAUGCAGUUAUCGGUAAAUAGCACUUUACUUUUUACAAUAGGAGACUGUAUUUUUGAAACGAAGUAUGCCAAUGGCUGCCUUAAGAGGAGUGCUUCAGAUGACAUACAUCAUGUUUGGUACAGGCACAAACAAGGUGACGAUGAAAGGAAGAAACAUAAGGAGAUGUUGGUGGCAGAAACAGACCGUCUUGAUUAUUCUGGAAGUAUCAUGAGACGAAAGGGAUCUGGAGUUUCUGAUAGUUAUAUUGGAGAAUUUGAUCGACGAACUGGAAAAGUGAGGAUCUGUAGUACAUCUACAUUCCACCUCACGCCAAAGCUGCCUGGUUCCGAUGAACAACCAAGUCCAGAGAAAAUAGAUUUCCGCUCUCUGUCCUUUGUUGAUAAGAGCGAUGCAUUUGUGGAUGCCUUUGGUAGUUCCAAGAAGAAGAGGGCGGUAGAUAGUAGGAGAAGGAAUUUGAUAGCAGAUUCUGUGCUUGAGGCGGCUGUAGGGGCAGCUCUCAAUCAAUCUAUGUCUAAUAGCAGGAACGAGAGUCUUUUGGAUGUUUCAACUUCUACAAAAGACACUUCUGAUGUCAUCCCACCUCAUGAUGCAACUGCAAUGAUCCCCGAACAAGUCUACAAAAUUGAUGACAUUAUAUCCCAUCAGGAAUAUGAUGCCUUACAACCUUACAUUGAUCCAUUCGUAAAUGUCUCACACAGUCAGAUUGAGGAAUGGAGGAAUAAAGAAAUUUAUGGUCGUUAUAUCCUGGAUCACCUGGCUGCUCUGCCUCUACAGGAGCAUCGGAGACAGAAGAGAGCCACCUAUUUGCUUUACUUGUACUACAUGAUGUCGCUCUAUCACCGGAGGGCAAGUGAACUCAAAAAAAGAGAUCCAUUACCACCCGACUGGCCAGAGGUUAUCAAGAUGAACUUGCUUGAGAAAUUUACAUUCAAAGUAGGCGGAGAUGGAACGAAAGUAGUCAGGUGCAUGCCAGCACGACUGAAAGACAAACUGCUGUCCUAUAUGAUUGUUCUGUGCUUACACAUGGAUGAGUUCUACAUGCCAUUUGAUGAUUUCCAGAAGGAUUCUAAAGUUGGCGUUUCAAGAUUAACCGACCACAUCCGAGCGUUAGGAUGCAAGAUAGAGACCGAAACAUUCAUGGUUGGUAAACAGCAAUCCAUCGGGAAGAACAUUACAUUACCAUUACCUUUGAAAUUCCCCGAGCGUUUGAAGGGAGGGAAGCCUAAAGGAAAACGAUAAUGAUAAAAGGAAUAAUGAACUUCUUCAGAGAAGAGAAUGGACAGUUUGUCUUGUACAAGUGCUGGUUGAGAAGACUGUGUGGGUGCUGCUCAGUACUCCACGCUUGAUAUUGCCGACUGUUUUUAUCACCGUGGACUGGUGUGGAUGAAGACUCUGAACUGAACAAAGUUUCAGGAGGUAAUUUUAUGGUCGAGAUGAAAAUUGCAGUAGAGGGAGGGAAGCUGGUGUGUUGUUCUGCCUUCUGGAGAAGUUAACAUGUUGAAUAGUUCAUUUGAAUUAAAACAUCAAUCCUUCUCAUUGUAAAUAAGUUAUGCAUAUAUAAAGAUCCAAGGCUUUGAAAUCAGUCUUUCUUUGGUCUUUUCGUGGACUUGGUGCAUCAAUUCAAAUGCAUUCAAGACUCACUCCGAACUGACAACCACAAUGGAU
Molecule: messenger RNA, 1686 nt
Organism: Lineus longissimus
Lineage: Eukaryota; Metazoa; Nemertea; Pilidiophora; Heteronemertea; Lineidae
Product: DNA-directed RNA polymerase I subunit RPA49-like
Exons: 9
Coding region: 22-1260 (412 amino acids)
Biological process (GO): RNA polymerase I preinitiation complex assembly; DNA-templated transcription; transcription elongation by RNA polymerase I
Cellular component (GO): RNA polymerase I complex
Molecular function (GO): DNA binding
Source: RefSeq, a predicted model, not a curated record